Molecule: messenger RNA, 701 nt
Organism: Schizophyllum commune H4-8
Lineage: Eukaryota; Fungi; Basidiomycota; Agaricomycetes; Agaricales; Schizophyllaceae
Exons: 4
Coding region: 57-491 (144 amino acids)
Source: RefSeq, a predicted model, not a curated record
AAACCACGACCACUACUUCCCCGUCCCUUUCAUACCUCCUUCGUCCCCUCUAUACCAUGGCCGACCCUGCUCCCUACAACCUUCCCGACCUCCGCCGCGUCGUGACCGGGAAUAACGAGCGCGCGGAGGGUAUCGUUACGCAUAACUCGCUGGCGCCCGCUCAGACGAUGGCUAUUGCGAAGGGUGCACGGGGCACGACGCUGUGGGUGACGACGGACGGGCUACCAACGAAUGAUAACAACUCUACUGAAGACGGCGCUCAACGAUCACUAUCCAACGACUACGCUCUGGGGAUGACCCACCCGCAAGGCGCAAGCCUGCGCUCGACGGACCUGGCGCCCGGCGCCGUCACGCCUAUGCACCGCACAUCGUCCGUCGACUACAACAUUCUUGUCGCCGGCGAAGUCAUCCUCCUCAUGGACGACGGCUCGGAAACCUACCUCAACAACCCCGGCGACACCGUCAUCCAGCGCGGCGCCAUGCACGCCUAGUACAACCCCUCACCAGACAAGUGGGCGCGGUGGGUGUCAGUGCUAAUGGGCGGGGCGCCGGCGGUGGUGGGUGGGAAGGAGUUGGCGACAGAGGCGUAUGAGAUCGAGCAACGAGAGGGGAAGUGGGUGAGGAAGGAGGAUGGAAACACAGCGCACAGUGAGGAGAGGACAGUACUAGAGGGCCUCGAAGGGCUCAAAGCCACAGCGGAG